This is a messenger RNA of Colletotrichum siamense, 753 nucleotides long. Its product is annotated as Ubiquinone biosynthesis protein coq9. Gene Ontology annotation, cellular component: mitochondrial inner membrane. Gene Ontology annotation, molecular function: lipid binding. Bases 1 to 753 code for a protein of 250 amino acids. The record is from RefSeq and is a predicted model, not a curated record. Gene Ontology annotation, biological process: ubiquinone biosynthetic process. NCBI's taxonomy places the organism in Eukaryota, Fungi, Ascomycota, Sordariomycetes, Glomerellales, Glomerellaceae. The transcript has 2 exons.
AUGCUCCUUCCACGCCGACCGACUGCCAGAUGGGCCUUUCGCCCAUUUCGCCAUUGCCAAAUAGCAUUCCCAACAAGACUACAGACAAAACGAGCUUACCAUUCGUACGACCACCCAGACCAGACUGCCUCUUUCAACACCCAAGAAAAGACAAUUCUCUCCGCCGCCUACGAACAUGUCCCGGAGCACGGUUUCUCCCACAAAGCUCUAGCUCUCGGCGCGAAGGAUGCCGGGUAUCUCGACAUUAGCACCAGCGUUUUGCUUGACGGCCCCUUCAGCCUCAUACGUUACCACUUGGUGACGAGGCGAGAGAGCCUAGCCGCCAAGAGUAAGGAAAUCUUCGGCCAGGUCCCAGAGGCCAGCAUCGACGAAAAGGUGGAAAUGAUAACAUGGGAACGGCUUCUGGGAAACGAAGUCAUCGCUUUGGCCAUCAUGGCACAGCCAACUCAUGCUCCUACCUCUUUCAAAGAGCUGGCUAAGCUAGUUGACGAGAUCUGGUUUCUCUCCGGGGACACUUCCGUUGACCCCUCUUGGUACAGCAAGCGCGCGAGCGUGUCGAUGAUUUAUGCCUCCACCGAGCUUUUCAUGACCAAUGACAAAUCCGCUGGCUUCAGGGACACCAGAGACUUCCUUCGACGAAGACUCAAAGAGGUCCACGAGGUUGGUGGUAUACUUGGCUCCGUAGGGCAUUGGGUUGGUUUUACGGCCAGUGCGGGUGUGAACGUAUUGAGGAGCAAAGGGCUCCGAAUCUAG